This is a messenger RNA of Aplosporella prunicola CBS 121167, 2471 nucleotides long. RefSeq lists its product as uncharacterized. The annotation marks the transcript as partial. The record is from RefSeq and is a predicted model, not a curated record. Gene Ontology annotation, molecular function: protein binding; catalytic activity; ADP binding. The transcript is spliced from 3 exons. Lineage: Eukaryota; Fungi; Ascomycota; Dothideomycetes; Botryosphaeriales; Aplosporellaceae. Gene Ontology annotation, biological process: nucleoside metabolic process.
AGCGUCCCUUUUCUUCAGUUGACGCUCUGAUCAACAACAAUCUUUAACGGCUCCACUCGAAUGUUCUACUAGAUGGAACAGCCUCCUGACCCUUUCGAACACGAUGACUAUACGGUCGCAUGCAUCUGCCCCAUGGGCGUCGAACUGGCAGCAGUGAAAGGAAUGCUUGAUGAAACACACCCGAACCUUCCCCUAAAACGCGAUGCGGCGAGCUACGCGUUCGGCAACAUUGGCGAACAUAACAUUGUCAUCGCCGUUAUGCCUGAGACUGGCACGAAUCGCGCUGCCCAAGUUGCACUCCAGCUCCUAAACGACUUCCGCUCCAUCAGGUUCGGUCUACUGGUGGGGAUCGGAGGAGGCGCCCCGAGCGAAAACCACGACAUCCGACUUGGCGAUAUCGUUGUCAGCAAGCCAACAGAUACAUUUGGAGGCGUUGUCCAGUAUGACCUGGGGAAGCGAACAGCUGGAGGACGGUUUGAGAGGACAGGGUCGCUAAAGAAACCACCAAGUGUGCUUUUAGCGGCUGUACAGCAGCUAGAGGCCAAACAUCGCAUGGAAGAAAGCGAGAUCCCAGCACAUCUGGCCAAGAUGCUGGAUAAAUACCCCAAGAUGAAACGUGGAGGGUACAUCUUCCCAGGAGCGGGGGAAGACACUCUCUAUGAUUCUGACUACGACCACAAGACCGGAAAUACGUGCAGCGGCUGCGAUCGAGGCAGGCUCGUCAACCGCUGUCACCGCGAUGAUAAUACACCAGAGAUAUUCUACGGCACAAUCGGCUCUGGUAAUGCGGUUAUCAAAGAUGGGACAACUAGGGAGAAGCUAAGGCGUGAUCUCGGCAUCUUGUGUGUGGAAAUGGAGGCAGCAGGCCUGAUGGACACCUUUCAAUGUCUUGUCAUCCGCGGCAUCUGUGACUACGCGGACUCCCAUAAAAACAAGCGAUGGCAGCCAUACGCUGCCGCGACUGCCGCUGCAUACAUGAAAGAGUUUCUCCUCAUGAUCCCUGCCGUCCAUGUCAAGGAGACAACUGAUAUUAACCAUUAUCCUUGUACAGAAUUACCAAGGCAUCAUGUGCAUUUCUCCCUAAAGGGGAUUCCCGCCAUCAACCAAUUCAUCGGACGUCAAGCGGAUAUCAAGCGGAUUGAAGACUUCUUCGAACCGGGGAAGGGAACCCAGUCGCGCCGUAAGGUCUUCGUAUUAUACGGCAUGGGUGGGAUUGGCAAGACACAAUUAGCGGUUGAGUACUUGCGCACGCACCAGAAUGAUUACUCAGCAAUCUUCUGGCUCGACGGCUCAUCCGAGGAGCAGCUAAGGCAGUCACUCGUAAAUUCUGCUUUCCGGAUUUCCCAGGAAGAAUUGAAGGCCGAUACCUUAGUCGCUCUUAGAGACUCUACAACUGAGAAAGGGGUCGUAGUGAGAGGAGUCCUUCAAUGGUUGUCAAUCCCCACAAAUACCAGAUGGUUACUUGUUUUGGAUAAUGUGGACUAUGACUACCUCUCUAAGCCCCAUGACCCUGGUGCAUUUAAUAUCGAAGAAUAUUUCCCAGAUAUUGAUGGGGGGUCAGUGUUGAUCACGAGCCGAUUGAAAAUCUUACGCCAACGGUUUAAAAACGGGUUAGAGGUCGGCCAAACAAAUAGCGACGACUCAAAAGGAAUUCUUACGAACAAUGCUGGCCGGACGAUUCAAGACUCAGAUACUCUCGUAAAACGACUCGACGGACUUCCUUUAGCUCUUGCUCAAGCUGGAGCAUAUAUUGGGUUGAAUGGUAUGACAGCAACUCAAUAUCUGAAGCACUAUGAAGAUACAUGGACAGAGCUCAUGGAGAACCACGAAAAAUUCUCCGUACCCGAGUACCAGAGCAGGACUGUUCUAACAACCUGGAAACUGUCCUAUAAUCAGGUUAAGGAUAAAAACGAUGAGGCAGCCGGCUUGCUUAAGCUUUGGAGCGUGCUCGACCCAUCUAACUUGUGGUUUGAGCUUAUCGAGGCUGUUCAACAAAUACAUAAGGAGAACAAUAUUCCCAUCUGGCUGCAAACACUUGCCAAAAAGCGCCUUCGCUAUGAUACAGCGAUGGGUAUUCUCACACAGUAUUGUCUUGCAAGAAAGAUCGAAGGAGUUGAUGGACACUCAAUGCAUCCAGUACUUCAUACGUGGUGUUUUACUUUGGCAGAAAGGGAAGAAAGAGAGUGCCUAAAAUGGGUUGCAGCAUGCAUUGUUGCAGCAGUAGUGCCUAAAGAUGAUCAUCCAGAUGCGUGGAAGAUACAAAGACGGAUCUACCCGCAUGGAAACUGGGUAUACCAGGGGAUUCAAGAUGCUCAAGAGCUAGUAAACGAUGUCAAAGCCGAUGUCUAUUUUGAUAUGGGACUGCUAUUCUCAUAUCACUCAAAACUACAAAAGGCCGAGCAGAUGUACCGGCGGGCGCUCGAUGGAAGAGAGAAGGCACUCGGGCCGGGCCAUACGUCGACGCUCAACAC